UUAGUUUCGUUUUCCCUCCUCACAGCUGAUCACAACACAGUUUAAAACCCCACCACCUGCACUGUGUGCUGAGAGUGGACAAGGAGAAGCUGAACACACCACACACGUCUCCACAUCUGACUGGACUAAAGUGGAGAAUGGCAGACUUUGGACUUUACAAUUAUCAGGAGGAAGUGGUUGAGAGGGCUCUUCAGGGAGAAAACAUCAUCAUCUGGCUGCCGACAGGAGGUGGAAAGACACGAGCUGCUGUCUAUGUGGCCAAGAAACACCUGGAAAACACACCGCAGGCUAAAGUGGUCGUCCUGGCAAACAAGGUUCACCUCGUAGAACAGCAUUACACCAAAGAGUUCAAGCCUCAUCUGGGCCAUGACUACACCCUGGUUCCCGUCAGCGGAGAGAGCGAGGUGAAGGAUUUCUUUGGGAAAGUGGUGCAGGAAUCGGAUGUGGUCAUCUGCACAGCACAGAUAUUAUAUAACGCUAUGAUUAGCGAGGAGGAGCACAAACACAUCGAGCUCUCGGAUAUUACUCUACUGAUAGUGGAUGAAUGUCACCACACCCACAAGGAGUCCGUCUACAAUACGAUCAUGAGAUGCUACGUGGAGAAGAAGUUGAAAGGAGAAGGUCCACUGCCACAGAUCCUGGGUCUCACUGCGUCACCAGGGACAGGAGGCGCAAAGUCCCGGGUGAAGGCUGUUGAUCACGUCCUGCAGAUUUGUGCCAACUUGGAUUCAGCCAUAGUUUCAACUAAAAACUGUGUCCCUGAGCUAAAGAAGAAGGUACCCAGACCCAUCAAGACGUUUGACAUAGUAGAGAGCAGGCCUGAGGAUCCAUUUGGGGAUCGUCUGAAACAGAUGAUGCAGAUGGUCCAUGAGUACAUGAACUUACCUCCGGACAUCGUGCUGAGAGAGACGGGCACACAAGAGUACGAGGCAGAUGUGGUGGUUUUAGAGCAGCGCGGGGUACGAGAGGACAACAGGCUGCUCGCACAAUGUGCGCUCCACCUCCGACAGUACAAUGACGCGCUGCUUAUUAACGACACGCUGCGGAUGGUGGAUGCUUACGAAUCCUUAGAGCAAUUCUACGUCAUAAAGUCGACCAAGGUCAUCGAUCCAACGGAUGACUUCCUGGUGCAGCUUUUUUUUGAGAACCAGGUGCACUUGAGGAAACUGUCCAAGGAUCCUCGCUAUGAGAACCCGAAGAUGGCCAAACUCGAGAGUGUUCUGCUCAAACAGUUUCGUCCAGGGGUGCAGGCGAGGGGGAUCCUCUUCAGUAAAACACGUAAAAGCACCCACUGCCUCGAUGACUGGGUGGGCACCAAUAGAGCCUUACAGGAAGCUGGCGUCAAGGCAGACAUUCUGACGGGGGCAGGCAAUGGCAGCACUUACAUGACACAGCGCGAGCAGUUGGACACGAUCAAACAAUUCCGCCAGGGGUCUCUCAACCUGCUGAUCUCCACCACGGUGGGAGAGGAAGGCAUUGACAUUCCUGAAUGCAAUCUGGUGGUGCGCUAUGGCCUGCUUACAAACGAGAUUGCCCAGCAGCAGGCCAGAGGACGAGCCAGAGCCGCAGACAGCCAGUAUUCAGUGGUCGCCUUGAAAGGUGGAAGGGAAGAACGCAGGGAGAUCACCAAUGAGCAUCUGGAAGAACUGACUGCAGAAGCAAUCGCUCAGGUCCAAGUUAUGAGCAUCCAACGGUUUCGCAGCAAGAUAGCUGAAAUACAGGAAGAGGCAGUUCUUAAGAGAAGAAUGGCAGAGCGCUGUAAAAUAAUUAAGAAGAGUCGCCACGCUGCUGCAAGUGUCCAGCUCCUGUGUCGAAACUGCUUCAAGUCUGUGGCCAGCGGCAGUGACAUUCAACUCAUCGACAACGCGCACUAUGUUAAUGUCAAUCCUGACUUUGAGAAACACUACAAAGUCGGCGGGCAGGUACGGUUAGCAAAGAAGUUUCAGGACUGGGAGCCCGGACGUAUAAUCAGUUGCAAUAACGGCAACUGCAACAAGGAUUGGGGAUUUGAGAUUAAGUACAAGGAGGUCGCACUCCUGCCCAAUCUAGCCAUUAACAACUUUGCCCUGGAGACUCCUGAUGGCAGGAUGACCGCCAAGAAGUGGAAGAAUGUCCAAUUUACUGUUGAGGACUUCAGCUUUCAACAAUACUGCCAAGAGAACUUCCCUGACCUCAUUGACUGAACAAAAACAACAAGAACAUGUGCAGGUGCUUUUUUGAUCUUUGCUUUUAUUCCAGUCUAAUGGUAUUUGAGGAUCUCCUUCUUGUUGAAAGUGCU
Messenger RNA from Solea solea (common sole), 2278 nucleotides. RefSeq names its product DEXH (Asp-Glu-X-His) box polypeptide 58 (gene dhx58). Gene Ontology annotation, biological process: positive regulation of interferon-beta production; innate immune response; response to virus. Gene Ontology annotation, cellular component: cytoplasm. Bases 138 to 2183 code for a protein of 681 amino acids. The record is from RefSeq and is a predicted model, not a curated record. Gene Ontology annotation, molecular function: hydrolase activity; double-stranded RNA binding; single-stranded RNA binding. Lineage: Eukaryota; Metazoa; Chordata; Actinopteri; Pleuronectiformes; Soleidae. The transcript is spliced from 12 exons.